Messenger RNA from Epinephelus fuscoguttatus (brown-marbled grouper), 11001 nucleotides. It is a transcript of the gene arhgef18b, whose product is annotated as rho/rac guanine nucleotide exchange factor (GEF) 18b. The transcript is spliced from 32 exons. Bases 164 to 5290 code for a protein of 1708 amino acids. NCBI's taxonomy places the organism in Eukaryota, Metazoa, Chordata, Actinopteri, Perciformes, Serranidae. The record is from RefSeq and is a predicted model, not a curated record. Gene Ontology annotation, biological process: small GTPase-mediated signal transduction. Gene Ontology annotation, molecular function: guanyl-nucleotide exchange factor activity.
CGGACUCUCUCUUUCUCUCGACUCCCCUCCCUCCGUCCCUCCUCUCUCCUCCUGCCCUCUCCUCUCUUCCCCCCUCCUCCUCCUCCUCUUCCUCUCACUGGGUGCCAGAGCUCCAGUGUGAGCGAGCUCCAGUUCCAGCUGGCCUCCCCACUGUGCUGCUCGUAUGGCGGACUCUCCUCUUAACAACUCCUGGCCCUCCUUCUCCAAACUCUGGAUGAAGAGAUGGUCCUUCAAGAGAGCAUCAGAGUGCAAGCCAUGUAGUCAGCCCUGUGAGCCUCCCAGUACCCAGCUCAGUGUCCUGCCUCAUGCUGCCAGCGGGACGGGAUCUUCCUCCUCUCUUUCCCCUGCCUCCAUCGCUGAGGAUAUCUUCUUUGGUAGCACCAAUAAAGACCAGGAUACAUGUUCAGUAGUCAGUGACUACGACUGCCCCUGUGUGGAGGUGAGCAGCAGUGUGGAGGACCUGCUGGCCUUCAGCUCUUCUCUCAGAGACUCGGAGUACUUUAAAGACCUGGAGGGAGGGAUACCGGCUUCACAGUCCGCUGCAUCCACAGUAUCAACAGUCCCAGAGAGUAAAACCCUAUCAGUUGGCCUGCAGGUGUCCCUAAACACAGACAGUCCUUCCAUCAAUCAGCCUGUACAGACUUCUUUAGAUUACCCCCCUCAGGUCAAUGCGCCAUCUCCCCCCUACUUUUUACACCCUGCAGAGGAACCUCAUCAAAACUUUGUGGUCACUCAGCUUCGUCCGAAGUUACUGCCGGAUUGUAUCAUUGACAGCAGUGAUACGUCAGACCCUGCCGUAGGGCUCAGCUUGACAAUUAAUCUGAAUGGACUAUUGGGAUCAAUGGAAACAACCAAAGGAAUAUCAGGAUCAGAGGAAGUAAAGGAGCAACCCUCUAUGGAUUUCGAUGGAGAGGCAGACCUGGAUAGCUUUCCUAUUCUGGUCAGGUCCAUGUCAACGUCUCGGAGGCACAGCUGGGGUGUCCCUGUGUCCCCCAUUACCCUGGGGAGGAGACUGAGCCUGGAUACCAUGGCCAUGGACAGCGAUGGGGAGAGAGAGGACGAUGAUGAGGAGGAGGGACAGAAAAGUCUCUUCCAGUCUACCCAGCAGCAGACCUACAGCUGCACAGCGUAUCCUGAAGACGAGACAGACGGCCCCAGGCUGAAGGUCCCCUGUCCAAGAGCCAGGGUCACUAGCAUGGCCACUGGUGGGCGUGGCAGGCAUCUGUACUCCCGCUCAGAGAUCCUCGCCACAGACGAAUGUUCCCGUGCUGCUCACAUUUCUCGUGUUGUGCAGACAUCCAAACAGGCCGCGAGGGCAGCAGGAGCAGAGGAGUUCGACCCAGAAGAAAACUUACACUCUACUGAAGGACACAUGCUGAUGGUACAGAAAGUUCUCCAGGAGCUAAAGCUGUACCAUGGAGCGAAGCAGAGGAACAACCGAUCAGACUCGAAAGUUUCAGGAAAUGUCACUUGGUACGAGUUCCUCUCUAACGAGAAUGAAGAAGAAGACGAUCGUGUGGAGAAGGUUGAGAAAGGCACCAAGGUGAAGAGGACUCUCAGCUCUCUGAGGAACAGGGUGACUGGCUCCUUCAAUAAAGAUAAGGGUAAGAACCGAGAAAAAGAGCAGCAGAAAGAGAGGGGGAAAGAGAAGGAGCGGGAGACCAAAGAGAAAGAGAAAGUGUGCAGUAGCAGCAGCGGCAGCAGCAACAGCAGCAGAGGCAGUAGCAACGGGCAUUAUUUGAUGCCAGGCGCUUUCUCCAAGAAUGCCACCUGCUCACUGUGCAGCAAGACCCUGCAGAGAAAGCAUGGCCUGCAGUGCAUGAAUUGUGCUGUGAACGUUCACAAGAGCUGCAAGUCUCUGCUGGGUGACUGCAGCAACAACAAGAAUAAGAGAGAUUCUCAACCAAGGACCGGCCCGUCGGGAUCUCCUAAUCUUGCGCUAAAGGACUGGGACAGAGAGCGGGAGCAUUCGGGCCCAGCCUCAUCACAGGCCCUGGAUGGCCACCCAGGUUUGCUCAGCACCCCAGGCAUGACCAUUAGUGCGUGGGGACCUAGCACUCAGCCGACUGCUGCUCAUAGCACCAGCUCCACCGCAGCUUCCAGCUUUGGCCAGAGCCUCCGUCACGACAACAGCUCAGGAUCCCUCCCCGGGGAAAUGGACGAGACAGAUGCUCUCCGCUCCAAACGCUGCAACGAAGACGCCAUUUCCCUUGCUCCCUCCACCACUGAGUCCAUCAUCGUUGAAGAUGCUCACUAUGCAGCAGUGCGGGCUGAUCUGGAGGCUGAUGCCCAGGACCUGGAGGCAGAGUCAUGGAGUUUGGCAGUCGACCAGCAGUAUGUUAAGAAGCACUCUAAAGAAACGGUGAAGAGACAGGAUGUGUUAUAUGAGCUGAUGCAGACGGAGAUGCACCAUGUGCGGACACUGAAGAUAAUGCUGCGUAUAUAUGUCCGGGAGUUGAAGGAGAACCUCCAGAUGGACUCGGGGAGGCUGGACUGUCUGUUUCCCCGCUUGGAAAACCUCCUCGAGCUUCACACACAUUUCCUCUCUCGUCUCAAAGAGCGGCAGCGAGAAAACCUCGUCUCACCCAGCGACAGGAACUAUACCAUCAACAGAGUGGCGGACAUUCUGAUCGCACAGUUCUCAGGUGAAAUAGGAGAGAGGAUGAAGGACAGCUACGGAGAUUUCUGCAGUCACCACACUGAGGCUGUCAGCUACUACAAAGAACAGCUGCAAAACAACAAAAAGUUCCACAACAUCAUACGGAAAAUCAACAACCUGUCCAUUGUGCGGAGGUUAGGAGUGCCCGAGUGUAUUCUCUUGGUGACGCAGCGCAUCACCAAGUACCCAGUGCUAGUGGAGCGCAUUUUGCAAAACACUGAAGCGGGUACAGAGGAGCACGAGGAUCUGACUCGGGCUCUGGGUCUAAUUAAAGACACCAUCGUUCAGGUUGACGCGCUGGUUAAUCUCCACGAGAAGAACUCUCGACUCCGAGACAUACACAACAAGAUGGAGCCAAAGGCGCUGGGAAAAAUCAAAGAUGGACGAGUGUUUCGCAGGGAGGACCUGGCACAGGGCAGAAGACGGCUGCUGCACGAGGGCACAGUCAACUGGAAGGCUGCUUCUGGCAGGCUCAAAGAUAUUCUCGCAGUGCUCCUGUCAGAUGUGUUGCUCUUGCUACAAGAAAAGGAUCAGAGAUAUGUAUUCGCUACAGUGGAUAACAAGCCGUCAGUGAUCUCCCUUCAGAAGCUGAUUGUCAGGGAAGUGGCCCAUGAGGAGAAAGCCAUGUUUCUUAUCUGUGCCUCCUCCAAUGAGCCCGAGAUGUACGAGAUCCACACCACCUCCAAGGAGGAGCGAAACACUUGGAUGGCACACAUACGGCAAGCGGUUGAGAGUUGUCCUCAUACAGAAGAGAGGCUCUUCAGCGAGGAGGAAGAUGCAAGGGCUUCAAGGUUCAAAGAAUUUCAAGAACGGCUGAGCAAGAAGGAUGCAGUGGUCGUCCAGGCUCUUACUGAGAAGCUGCAGCUGUUUGCGGAGAUGGCAGAGUCUGUGGCAGGUUUAGAGGACACAGCGUCACGUUCCAGACUUCUGCUUCGAGGAGAUGCCUCAGACCUCCAGCAGGGGGAGGCCCUGCUCAAAGGAGCGAUCACUGAGGUGGAGAAUCUGCAGAACCUGCUGCAGUCUGGGGUGAGGGAGGAAGCACCACCCUCGCGACUGGAGGAAGGGGGCGGCUCGGGGCUUCUGCCCAGGCGAGCGGACACCUUUGGGGGCUAUGACAGCAGCCCCACCAUCCUCAGUAAGAAUGGCAGUGUGAAGAAGAACUUUUCUGGCGAGUCCAGAAACAGAGACAGAAGCCAGAGAGCCAGUUCUGACCCUCAGCUCAAAGACCUCUGUGGCAGCCACACCCUGGAGCAGACGGUUGAUGAGAGCUGCUGCACUCCCGCCAGAUGGAACCGCAUCUGGUCCAACUCCUUCCCUGAGGCUGAGUUCUUUGACAGAGUGCUGAUGCUCUCCCAAAGGCUCUAUAGUCUGCAGGCCAUCAUAUCACAACAGGACAGUCACAUUGAGCUGCAGCGAGCCUCGUUGACAGAGCGGGCCUCCCUGCCCGGCCGCCACAGAGGGAAUGUGCUCCUGGAACAGGAGAAGCAGCGGACUCUGGCUCUGCAGAGAGAAGAGCUGGCGAGCUUCCACAAGCUGCAGUCUCAGCACCGGCAGGAGCAGCAGCGCUGGGAGAGGGAGAGGGAGAGGCACCGGCACCAAGUUGAAGCCACCGAGGCCCGGCUCCGACAAAGAGAGGAGGAAUGCAGACGGCUGGAGGAGCAACUGGCAGAGGAGCGCAGGGAGCUGGAGAGUCAGAGGGAGACGUACCAGCAGGACCUGGAGAGGCUGAGAGAGUCCACCAGAGCUGUGGAGAAAGAAAAGGAACGCCUGGAGCACCAGAAGAAGAUCAAGAGGAAGACUAUUGAGGUGGCUCCUAUGUCCGGCAGUCUGAACGGGGAGCUGCUCCUGUCCUCUGGCCUCAACACCUCCACCACUGUCGCUGACCUGCCGCUGCCUCAGAAGCCCCUGGUGCGCGCGAGCCUGUCUGUCGCACCGGCCGACUAUCCAGAGCGCCCUGAAGUGAUGCUGCGGCGGGACACAAGCUCUUCCACCUUGCCACUAAAGACGGAGGUGCCGCUUCACCUCUUCAGCACCACCAACCAGCAGCACAAACUGGUGGGGGUGCAGCAGCAGAUCCCCACCAAGCUGGCUGCCUUCAGCAGCGGCAAAGGGAAAGGAGGCAAGAUAGGCAAAGCCUCACAUCGCACAGACAGCACUGCCUCAGUGGAUAUGAAGCAGAUGCUGCCGCUGAAGCUGUCCGCCCGAGACGACAACGCCCUCAAGGCCAAGCGCUCCAUCAGCCCCCACCAGCAGCUCCCGCUGUCAGCCCCUCCUCAGCCUCAGUCCCUGCAUCAGCACGCAGAUCAACUCAGUCCCCCAGACAGUGCCGGGCCAGACACCCAGUCCACCUCCUCCAUCAGCAUCUCCCACCCUCCAAAUGUCCAGAAGCCCCCCAUGCCUCUUUCACAGUCUCAUCCUCAGCCCUCUGUGCAGCCUCCCGCCAUCCCUCCCCACUCUCAGAGCACCGGCUCCCUCCAGUUCCCGUCACAUCUGCAGCAGCAAGGCCACAGUGCCAACGCUCAGGCACAUGUCCAGGUAAAUGUUCACGGGCUCACUCACAGCCACAGCAUGCCGCCACCUUACAAGAUCGCCACAGAGGACCUCAAUAAGGAGGACGUCAUCUUCUUCUAAACUGCAGUCUGCUGCCCUCAGAUCAACCACUAAUCACAAAAACAGAAAAAAAGAAGAGAAUUAUGGGAUAGUUGCAAAUUAACGAUGUGUCAACCUCCAAGAAGCCACUUAAAUGCGAUAAUGUGAUGUUGAUGGUUGUUGAGUGUGGGCAGCUGUGGUGUUAUUUAGGGCUGGUCAGGUAAGACGGUUUAAGUAUCUUUACACAGCAGCAAUCCACAGCAGAGAGCAGAACCUUUGUCAGCACUUCUGUGGUCCACACAGAAAGAAAAAAUGAUCUUGAAGGAAAGAUGACAUUUCUAUUUUAACACUGCUAUGUUUUUAAGAUGCCACAGUUUCCUUUUAUUUAAGUUUUAGUUUAAGUUUUUAACUCAAGAGGACAACAAGUAUGAGGAGGAAAACAAAGACUUCUUCUAACGUGUUGGAAAAGGUUUAAAUGAAGUUUAACCAAUCCAAAGACAUUAGCUGCGGGAGCUGAUUUGACUGAAAAGGACAACAUGAAAGAAAAAUGGUCGGGUGAUUUUCAGACUCCGGUCAGGCUGGUCUGUGAUGUGGGGAAAAAAGCGAAAGGUGCAGCGAUGGCGCUCUGGCCUUAACCAUCUGCGUCUUCUGGACCUGGAUUCGCAAGAAAUGAUUCAACAGGAAGUCAGAAAUGAUCCAACUCUUAAUACAGGAAUACUUUCUGCUUGAUGUUUCAUUUGCACAAUGUAAAUACUCCAUUCCAGACUAAUGAAUGAGCUUUUAUGGACAACAUGUUUUUCGUUUGGUUUUACAUGUGUCAAAAUUUUUGAAGGUUCAUUUCAUUGUGUUGUUCUUGUUCUUCUUAACCACGCUGAUUUCAGAAGGCUGAACGGUGGAGUAUAUUUCGAGUGUUGCCACUGGUUGUGAAACCUGAAACAGGAGUUACUUUUUCAGACUGGUGUGUAAUAAUUCAUUUCAAAUAAGGGAGAGUCCAAUUUGCAGCAAAUUCAUUUUUUUCCCCAACUCAUGCAGAGUGAACACACUCAGGAAAGCCUUUAUUAUGUCUGCACAGUUUGAAAUUGUGUCUCAAAGGCCUUUGCACACUGAGUCUGUUUUUUUUUGUUCGAAAUUAUCACACGUCUAAAAAUCCAUCAGAGACAUUUGACCAGGAAUCAGUGAAGAAAAUGUAGCAGCGGGACACAGCCAUGACAAGACAGAGGAACAGGGUGCACAGAAUCAUUUCAUAACUCAGACAGCUCACUUUCAACAGGUCAGAUAGAAACAUUCAGGUGGAUUAUGAUGAAGAGGAGGUGGAUGUAGACCACACAUAAGAUGUGGAGGACAGCUUGGCUCUGUCAUGCAGCUGUGGUGCCACAUGAAAGACGGAGGGAGUGGUGACAGCCAGAUUGGUAACUCCAGUUUAGAGAGGCAGAAAGGAAAGGAGGAAAUGUGUCUCUUGAUUUUGUCACGUAUUAGGAAUUUUCACAACAAAUACAACAAUAAAACGCAUCAGAAUCUGUUUGCAAGGUUUCUUUGCAUAACGAUUUUUUCAGAUGACGGAUUUAAAAAUGCAUGGGAAAGAAAUGGACUCAGUGUGCAAAGGCCUUUACUUGCAUUAUUCUCAAAAACACACAGGUUUUACCGUGCAAUCAUUAUUCUUGCAUUAAUAAUAUUCCUAAAAAACAUUUCACAAGUACAUUUUGUUGCAUAAUUUAAUACAGAAAUGUACAGCAGAUAAAUAUGUACAUUUAAGCAUGUACUUAAAUUAAAUUAGCCUUCAGACUUUAAGAGUUUAAAGGUGUAUUUGAUUGUAGAACACAAUUGCGCAUACACUGGCUCCGUAUGCAUUUCUUUUAUUUUGAUAUUGUUUCGACCUUUGGGCCAUCUUCAGGAUCAACAAACAUAUGUGAUAUGUAUGUCGUAUAUUUCCGAAACUUUUAGCAGAGCUGCUCUUGACCCUGUAGGAAAUGAGCUCAUCUUUGCAGCACACUGCACCGUGUAGACAUCAAAAAAGCCUCGCUGAGUUUGUUCCACUUCAUGUAAAGUAUCCCUUUAAGAGACACAUCUUUGAGAAACACAUCUGUUGCCAUUUAAGUGGAACCGUAGUGCACUGUGUAAUUCACGACAUUUCAUGCUGCAUGUUGUUUUAAGGGCAAAAUUAACUUUUAUUUUGAAAAAAAGAGAGAAGAUUUGGGGUUAUAAACUUUCAAGACGACAAAAAUAAUCACAAGUUUCAUACAGAGUUUAAAUGCACUGGAAAUAUUUAACCCAUCAUCAUAAUAACAGAAAUAUGACUUUCUGAUUUUGCACUAGUUGAUCCAGUAAAAUGAAGGCCUCUUUGUGUUAUCUCCAGAUGACUCAGAUAUUGACAGUAAGGCCCCACUGUGCAUACUGGAGUUAAAACUGGUGUCAACACUGUUUUAUAUCUCUCAGUCUCUGUUAUUCUGGAUUGGCUUCACUGAUGUGAUGCAUCAUAUUAUAAACUACACAUCCUCCCUCUUUAACCACACAUAUAUAUUAAGUACAGUAUUCUGGAGAAAUGUGGUCGGAACAUUGAAGCAGUUUAAAGGUUAUGGAUCGUGGCCUAAUUUUUCACUCAAGUCAGGAAAUGAAAAGUUCAGCGAGUCACGUUUUUGAAAGCUGUGUCUCUGCUGACUUGGCAGGAUGGGUUCAUUUCAGCAGAGCCGGUAUAUCUUUGAUAUAUAUAUAUAUAUAUAUAUAUAUAUAUAUAUAUAUAUAUAUAUGAAGAUGACCGUUUUAACUGAGACCCUGAGGUCUCAUCGACGCUGUGUUUUAUUGAUUGCUGAUAACAUUUCAUUAGCUGCGUCUUAAAUCUCUGCUUGACUGAAAAGCGGUACUGUGACGAGUGCAGUGGUCCUGCAACAAUAAUGACUAUCAGCUUUUGUCUGAAAUUUCAAUCUUGAUCUGUCUUCACAGAAGAAAUACGGAGAUGUCCAUGUGAUUUCCUGUCUCUGUACAUACGUGAUAACCCUUUAAAUCAUGAAAGAGUUGACACAUUGAUGUGUUUGUGUCUCUGGAGGGAAAAAUGUCGACGAUUUUUGUCUUUGUCCAAGUAAGCUUGUCUCUGAAGCUGUGAUCACUAGCUGGAGUGUUUUUGUAUAUUAUGUAUAUUGUUGUACAUACUGUGUGUGAUAUCCGCUGCACCGGCUGCCCUCUUACACACUCUUGUAUUAGGAACAGAGAUAUUUGACAUGCAUCAUGAUGCAAAAGUCAGCCAAAAGUCUGUUUGUGCAUAUGUGUAUAUACAGUUAAAGUACACACAUGAGUGUGUAUGUACUAUACGGUACACCUUGCUUGGGGUAGACUGGUGGCAGUUUAAUGAAACCACAAUCAGUUGUUGCUGUUGUUUUUGAAUGAACUUAAAAUGAAGGUGUGCAUAUUUAAUCUCCUGACGUGUGUCGAUGUUGUAGCAUUGAAGCCGAGGUGCACUGUCUGUCGUCUUUCUCCCGCGAUCCAUGAGUGAUGUUUCACCAAGAUUAUGUAGCAGUCGUGAAAACUAAAUCAUCUGCUUGUUUCAGUUGGUUAAACCAAAGACACGCUGUGCUGACUGGGUUCCUGUCUGUGUGCUCUUGUAUGAAGGAGAAGUGACACUGUGCUGGUUGUGUGGUCGUCCACAGAGUCUUAUUACUUGUGAAAACAUCCUCCAGGGAGUGUCCAUCACGAGUGUGUUUACAGCACAUUGUAGUCCAGCUAAUAUCCUGUCUCGGGUCUAAUUUUUGGAUUUGAUGUGUGUUUGUCUUGUUUUAAAUCCUCAUGUCCAGAUCUGAAAUAUCUCUCUAUACACAGAGAUUCACUUUGAAACCAGAAUACACAAACAAUAAAUCAAAUGGGGCGUCGACGUUCCCUGUUUUCCGGUUUAUAGAGGCACAACCCAGCUCAGGAUAUGAGCUCAUCUGAAACUGUCUUAGAAGAUAUUUAUGUACACCAUCUCUUAACAAAACAACUAUGUAAUAUCAAUGUGCAUGUGAACACACUUGGUGGUUUUCAGUGGGUUGAGCCCUUCAAAUAUUCCUCUAGACUUUGACAAAACAAUCUCAACUCAGCAUCCACUUACAAGCUUUUUUACCUUGAGCUUUCAACCCUAUCACAUGGUCUUCAUCAGCAUAGUUAAAGGGAUACUGUUGUGAUUUUCAGCCAGCUCUGUAUCAUAACACUGUGGGUAAUAUGUGUAAAUGAACUGUGGUAAACUUACCGGUGCCCAGAUCUCCCUGCUCAUCUCUCAGCUCACAUGGAUUUUUGCUGGCUCUAGUGCUGUUGCUCGAACUACAGAUUGUACUUGUGUAUUUUUGUAUGCCCGCCACCAUGGACACAAAGAGUAUAGAAGCAGAUCGAAAGAGAGACCCGCCUCUUUUUUGCUCAGAUCAAACGGCAAAACUAGACAGUGCUGACCACUGUUUAGCUGUAAUACUAGCGUGAACAGGAAGUGGACACCAUACUAUUUCCUGUAUUGUAAAAACAGGCUGAAAAAAAUGAGAUCAAACGGUAAUACUGAGCAGUGCUGUUAAAGUAUGGACCAAAAUUCUGUUACUGUACAGCAUAUUUCUUGCCUAAAAUGUUUUCAGAGACAUAUCUUAGCUCACUGUUUGACUGCAAUACGAUCGCCAGAUUGUUUGUUGCCAGUCGACCACCAUUUGUUUCCUGUGGAAAAACAUCCACACUCUAAAAAAGAAUCCACUGGUGCAACUUUUAAAGAUUAAAAUAACAACUUGCAUGCAUCAUUUUAAGUAGUUCCAAUUCUGGCAUUUUUGAGUCAGUCCUAUGAGUCUUUUAUAAUUGAACAAACUCCAACGGUUUGAUUAAGUUGAACCAACCUAAUAUUUAUCCAACAGUUGUGGCGAUGUUAAGUGGUCAAAUUAUUUAAGAUAUUCUAACUUAUUUAUUUUAAUUCCAUCCUACUCAAAAAAUGCCAAAAAAAAUAUUAUUUGGUGCUGAAAAACUUAUUAUUUUAAGUGUUAUCCACCAACCCAAUGAAUCUUUUUUUAGAGUGCAAGCUCGCAUUAUAUCACCCGCCAGCGAGAGCAUUUAUCGGUUCAGUACAGUGCAGUGCAUUCUGGUAGUUGUAGGUUUUCUACCUCUUGAACGCGAAUGCCACAGCCCUUGUCCUCUGUUUUCAUUGGUCACAUAGCACUGCUUUUUAAAAAGUAUUUGCGUCUUUUUGCAGCACAGACAGCCUAGUUUUAUUAAAAGAUCAUUUUUCCAGCAGUGAAGUACAUCUUUAAAGGCCCUCACAAGCUACAAUUCCUAAAAAUGCUGUUGUUGAAAUCAUGACAGCUGCUGAUCUCGACUGUUGUGACAAGUGAGCAAACUUCAUCUGCUAAUGAAGACCAUGUGAUGCUGUUGAAAGCUGCGGAAAAAGUCGUUAAGUGGAGCUCGAGUUGGGAUUGUUUGUCAAACUACAAUUUCCAAAGUAAAGAACGACAUGUUACGCUUAACUUUUUGAGACAUUCCCACGUCUGUCCAUGUUCCUGUAUUUCCAAGUGUCUACUCCAGGUACGAGACGAGGGUGGACGCUGCCUUGUUGGUGCCACUGUUUGAAUCAACUGAAGUCUUAACUAUUGCUGUACUGAAAUGCUGAACCUCUUUGCUCUGUUUUAAAACUUGGAAGCCAGUCAGUCACAUCACUGUGUGUGUGUCUGUGUACGUGUGUCUGUGUGUGUAUGCUCGCCACCAAAAACACAGCUGAAACAUUUCUAACCAACUUGUUUCCAGUCGUGUUUUUUUUUUUUUCUUUU